Linepithema humile (Argentine ant) is the source of this 6177-nucleotide messenger RNA. It is a transcript of the gene NFAT, whose product is annotated as NFAT nuclear factor. Lineage: Eukaryota; Metazoa; Arthropoda; Insecta; Hymenoptera; Formicidae. Gene Ontology annotation, molecular function: RNA polymerase II cis-regulatory region sequence-specific DNA binding; transcription factor binding; DNA-binding transcription factor activity, RNA polymerase II-specific. The record is from RefSeq and is a predicted model, not a curated record. Gene Ontology annotation, cellular component: transcription regulator complex. Gene Ontology annotation, biological process: regulation of transcription by RNA polymerase II.
UAGUCUGCGCACGACGCGCGUCGUGUUUUUUUCGUUCUGUUUGUCGUUCUUUCCUCUUUCUCGUCAGUCUCUCUUUUCUUCAUAUCAUCGUCUACAUCGCAUUAUUCGCGCUUGCAAGCGACAUCACUCGCGUCGCAACGUGUCUUUAUGGAAGUUGAAACACUACGCGUAACGAUGUGAGGCGCGCUGAUCGUUAUGGAAUCGAUAUUUCGCGCCAUACUGUGAACUAUCGGAUCUCAAAGCUUGUUGAUUUAAAUAGAUAGUGAUUUGCCGAUAAACAUUUCAGAACUCGGUCGUAUCGCAUCGUUCUUGACAUGUGACACGCACUGGAUUAUAAAACUGAACUGUGCCGAACGGUUUUUUAUCUGAAAUAAGAGUGCAAGAGAGGUCUUAUUUUUAGGAAAGGGUGAUAUGAUAUGUCGAGUGACCCACGAAUAUAUCAAAACAAUUUUGUAUUUUUUGAAACAUUGCAAAGAGGAGCUUUAUUAUCAUUCCGGAUCGCCGGACAAUCUCGGGCGCACGAGUGAAAACGAGGAAUUUGUGAUUUGUGAACGACUUUUCUGUCUGUCGUGGCCGCGGAAGAGACUGUGAGUUUUAGAGGGGCCUGAUGGCACCCGAUUUAGAGAAGAGGCGCCAGGAAUCAAGGAGAGGCAGCGGUGCAACCUUGGAACAUGUCAACGAUCAUCUGGGCAUGCUCUUGCAGUACAGAUGUGUAGGCAGUAAGCCGACAGAGCUCUAUAUUCAUGGUAACAAUGCAGGUGGUACGUCGUCAACGGUGACAGCAUCGUCCGUCUCGAGGAGCGCCACAACCCCAAGUAAUCGUACUCAUCCCGUAACCAGAAGAAUAGUCAAUCAGCAGCAGCAACAGCAACAGCAGCAGCAGCAGCAGCAACAACAACAACAACAACAACAACAACAACAACAACAGCAGCAACAACAAAAGCAACCCAGAUUACCAUUAUCGUCCUUUGCCGGCGUCGCCGUGAGGAGCUCGGAUGAUCACGGAUCCAGAACCGGCACGACGCAGGACGACAACUCAAACGAUUCCGGUCUUGGCUCCGAGGAGCGCCAGCAGCACGUCAAUCCUUGGAACGGUGCCAACGAGGAAGACUCGAAGAGAAGGAAGAUGGACAUCAAAUUGGAAUCCGAGGAUGCAAACUUCGCAUUCCCGGAAGUCGCUCCCGGCACCAGUCCCGACAACAAAUCUCUGACGGCUACCAGAACCACCGUCAACGGGAUCAGUCUGGGCGGUAUAGCCGGCAGCAGAGCCGGCAACGGGAUCGGCAAUUCCGUCAGCAGAGUCGUAGGGGUGACUAGACCUCGACCGGCCAUGGGCGUGCUAGCCAAACGGACGUCGACCAGUCAUCAGGGACCUGUCACACUCAGCUCGCAACUAUCCAACGUUUCCGCCGACGGCAAGGCGCAACUGCAGAUCGUCUGCCAGCCCGAGCAACAGCAUCGCGCUCGUUAUCAGACCGAGGGCUCGCGGGGCGCGGUGAAAGACCGCAGCGGAAACGGCUUUCCCAUCGUGCGGCUGAUCGGCUACGAUAAACCGACGAGCCUGCAGGUGUUCAUCGGCACCGACAUGGGCCGCGUUCUGCCCCACAUGUUCUACCAGGCGUGCCGCGUGAGCGGCAAGAACUCCACGCCGUGCGUGGAGCGCAAGAUCGACGGCACGAUCGUGAUCGAGAUCGACGUGGAGCCCGCCAAGGACAUCACGUGCGACUGCGUCGGCAUCUUGAAGGAGCGCAAUGUCGAUGUCGAGCACAGAUUUCCGCAGGAAGCGGGACAGCUUCAGGGUCGAAGCAAGAAGAAGUCCACGCGAUGCCGCAUGAUCUUUCGCACGACCAUCACGCACGCCGACGGCACCACGGAGACCCUGCAGGUCUGCUCGCAGCCGAUAGUCUGCACUCAACCGCCUGGAAUUCCGGAAAUAUGCAAGAAAUCUCUAACGUCCUGCCCGUGCACCGGCGGGUUGGAGCUCAUCAUACUAGGCAAGAACUUUCUGAAGGACACCCACGUGGUCUUUCAGCUGGACAGCGAAGACCAGUCGACCAUUCUCGAACCGCAUUGGGAACGCAACGUAAUACCGGACAAGGAGUAUCUGCACCCGACGCAUCUGGUGUGCGUGGUGCCGGCUUAUCGCAGACAAGAUCUAGCGUCCACGGAGACGGUCAGUGUGAAGCUGUACGCGGUGUCGUCCGGGAAAACCAGCGAGCCGCACACUUUUCUUUACACAGCCGCGUCCACGCCGCCGCAGCCGUCCGUGGGCAAAGUCGAGCCUAUCACGCCCCCGUUGACGAAUGGCGACGCGGCUCUAGUUACGUCCUCCGCUGCAGUGCCACUCGCCACGGGUGUGGUGACUAACACUCUGAUAUCGCAAGCAGCUGCGGGUUCAGCAAGUUUCUUGACGAAUCCUCCCACUCAGGCGCAACAGACCGCUUCUUCGGAGACUUUGAAGAGCGAUCCCAGUCCACCGCCGACGGCAACCUCCCAAGUGACACCCGUGAUGAUGUGGACCACACAGUCCUCCAACUGCCAUCCGAAUUCGCCGCCCGAUGUUAUGAUGCCGCCACCGGCGCUCGUGACGAACCCUCUAAUGAAUCGCCGAUCUUCGUCGAGCCUUCAGUUGAUCCUGCCGGAUAACUUGAAGACGGAAGUACUGGACGAGAACAGCGAGAACAGCAUGCUGAGCGAAAACAGCAUGCAGAGCAUCCCGACGCCGACGGCCUCUGCGAACGGACCGGCAUCGGGCACAUCCCCCCUCCAACAGCUGGUGAACGAGAACUCUAGAGAGGCCGCGUCUUCUCAAGCCGACAUCAUGAGAACCGUCGCCGCCGCGACAGCCGGCACCAGCCCCGUGCGAGAGGUGGCGGUGAGCGGUCUUCUCGGAGUCGUGGAUCUAAUGCGCAAUCAGCAUCCCCUGUCGAUGGUGAACACGCAUCAUUCGACUUCGUUUGCAGGCAUGCACGAAUCGGCCCAGGUUCAAGUUCUGAGUCCUCAUCAUCUCAAGGACACUAGCAGUGUUCUGCCGACGGAAAACAGUUCCAAUGGAGCCGCCCUUCAGGGCGCCGGUGUGGUGGACCUUCGCAUGAAACACCACCACCAUCAGCCCGACUUUGGCACGCUAUCGAGUUUCACCGGCGCUUCCGGAUCUCAAUCAAUGUCAGCGCCGAGCAGUCACGUAGUGGAGAAGUACCUGAAUCAUAUAGAAUCCUCGGUGGCCACUAACGAGGAGCCCGAUAGCCCGGAGAACGAAUUCGCCAUUCAGCAACGGACUUCCAUUAUCUCGGCAGGCGGCCAGCAGUCGGCGACCUCUCCUGGAAUUCUGUCCAACGCAGAGCAAACUUUAGUGAAACUUGACGCCUUAGUAAAUUCCGCGGCUGAGCAGAUGGUCUCCCCGUUGCGUACGGUGAAUCAGAAUUCCGCUGCAUUGUUAGCAGAGCACGAGGCGAUCGGCAGCGGCCAGCAGACCAGGACCAGUCCGCCGAUACCAGUGAAGACGAUGCUGCUGGAGGCGCUAAUUCCUGCGCAGAAUGUGCAGCCGCUGGCGACAGCCGCGGGCGCAGCGUCGGUAUCGUCCGCGACGACAGUGGAACAGACGGGAGAGAGUCUACUGACUACUAUCAAUGCAGCUCUGCAGUUGCCGGAAGCGCAGGUCAACGCGGCGACCACCACGUCGAACGCUACGAUUUUUCCCUCUGAUCUUCAGGUUGCUGCUAACGCGGCAGGCGCGGCGGAGCACAUGCAGCAGCAAAUUCAGGCGCUCACACAGCAAGAUGUGGUCGCGAUGCAGCAGCAGGUACAGCAGGUGGAGCAAGUGGUGGCACAGGCACAGCAGCAAGUCGAGCAAGUCGUUGCGCAAGCGCAGCAACAGGCGGUUCAAGCGGUGCAACAGGCCCAGCAACAAGUGGUCCAGCAAGUGGUGCAACACGCCCAAGUAGUACAGCAAGCCGUGCAGCAAGUGCAGGCCGUACAGCAGGCGCAGCAGGUACACGUGAGCAUGCAGCGAGCGGUCCAGGCGACUGAGGUGGUGGUGCAACAAGCGGUGCAACAAGCGACGCAAGAAGUGGUGCAACAGGUCCAAGCUGUGCAGCAAGCUGUGCAGCAGGCACAAGCAGCUCAAGCCAUGCAGCAGGCGGUUCAGCAAGACAUCGGCUCCAUGCUAAACCAGCCCGCGGGCUUCGUAGCCGAAGCUAGUUCCGCCUUGGCCAGCGGAGCUGCUCAGGAACCGUCGCAGCAGCGUCUGACAAACGCGGCCGAGCAGGCGAUUAACAACGUCAUCACCAACGCCACAAAGGACAUCAUCAACAAUCGACCGAUCACGACGACCACCGCUCACGCGAUUAUCGCCACGAAGAACAUCCUGAAUAGUGUGGCGACUCAGAGCGCGCAAUUGAUGAACAAUGCGAUGGAAGGGAUUCUGCCGAAGUCGCCGUCGGCGUCGAAUAACAUUGUCGAGCAGGUCGCCAGCAAGUCACCGCCGGUCGCGCUUCCGGUCACGCCGAAUCGCCAGGCUGUGACCGCGCCGCUUCCCAAUCCCGCCGCGAGCACCGCGGCCGGUAGGAAGCCGGAGGACGGCAUGCUACCUCAAGAGCUCACUUCCAUGUCGGAACAUGACCUUUUGAGUUACAUCAAUCCCAGUUGUUUCGAACAGCUGCCACAAAGUGGAUUUCUCUUGUAGUACUGCCCGCGUUCCCUCGCGUGAACGAUAUUCUUUCUCUGAAAGCGACAAGCGCAAGUCCGGAGUUCCCUUUGUGUCCCAUAUUUAGUGUCGCGCAUCUACAGCCGUCCAGUUUUUAAAUUUCGCUCAUCGUGCCUCGAGAACGAUACUGCGUCGAGCUUAGAGUCGCGAUUAGCCAAAUGUGGGACAUAAAAAUUCAAAAACGUGUUAACUAUUGAACGUUUUUUCAAUGAUUAUAUUAUAUAUAUAUAUAUCAAUUUUCUUAAUCUUUCGUGUUGUCUGGAUUCGUUACUAUUCAGAAUCAAUCUUUACCCAAAGUCAUCACUGACUCGAUACUGAUGAUUCUGUGCCACAUUCAACACAAUGCGAUGUCACUUUUAUAGAAGAAGAAGCACUUCGUUAACUUUGCGGCUUAGCGCGUGCAGGUUUUAAGAGUUUCAGUAUUUAUACUCUUUGAUUUUUCAUAUGCUACAUAAACAUUAUACCGAUCUAAAUUUUGUUUUUUUUUCUAAAUCUUAUCUUAAACAUCUGUCAACUUUUAAGUUCUGAAUUCUCAUGUUUACUUUUUAAAUUUUAAGGUUUUCAAUUGAUGUUAUUAAGUCGUCAGAUUCUUGAUUUAGAAUUUUGUUUGAUUUCUGAUAUCUGACUUCGCAGUUUUUAGAAUCCGAAUUUGUAAGAUAUCAAAUUUUCUAUUUCUAUUCUCAACAACUCAAAGUUUUCGAACGUGCUUCUGGAUCGUGAUUCGUAGAGGUGAAACGCCGUAACGUUCACAGCAACAUCUCGCUACGAGAACUAUUAACAUUUAAGUAUAAGACGGGCGCACGAGAAGGCGCGACAAUUCAGAUGUUCUUCUCUUUCACUUCUUCUUUCCCCGUGUAUUUUCUAUUUCCCCGGAGUUAUGACGAUUCACUAUUAGUCUUCGACGAUUGUCUCCUCAACUGGGUGCCUUUUCGCAUCGCGAACUAUCUUGAAUUCUAUAUUGAUUUAUCCUGACCUCCUCUUUUACUUAUAGAACUUUAAUUAUGAUUUAAAUUAAGUUAAAUUAAAUUAAGUUAAUUUAAAUUGCAUAAUUAAUCGCGUCACACGCUUCAAAAAUUAAUAUUCAAUAUUAUUUUAGAUGGCGAUGUUUCAAGGUUACUCAAUAGUUAAUUACUCAAUAGUUUAAUAUCAAUUUUAAUAUGAAACUUGGAAAGUCAAUUGAGAAAGACGAUACAAAAUAGAAGCCUACCAAGUUUCUCGAAUCUUGGAAUCUUCUACUUCUUGUUCUUGCAAAAAAAAAAAAAAAUAGAUGGAAAGAAGUGGCGGAAUGAGUGGAAGCGUGUGUGUAAAUGUACGAAUUAUCGAUUGCAUUGUUGUAAUUAUUAUCGAUUUGAUUUCGUUGCGAAAAAAUGGAUCAUCUCGUCGCUGUGGUUUCCACAUGUCUGAAGUAUAUAUUUCGUAUAUAUGUAUAGAAUAUGUAUAUUGUUCGACGAUUAAAGUCUUCUUUUUUGUUU